Messenger RNA from Closterium sp. Naga37s-1, 2763 nucleotides. The record is from the annotation of a GenBank genome assembly. Lineage: Eukaryota; Viridiplantae; Streptophyta; Zygnematophyceae; Desmidiales; Closteriaceae.
AUGCAUAUAACCGAAAUAAUUAAACUCAAAGCCUUCCCAUUGUAUCUACAGAUAAACCAGCUGUACUGGGUGAGUCCGAAGCCCGAGCUGCGCACGCUGGAUGGCGGCGUGUGGUCCAAGGAUUCGCCCGAGGCGGUGGCGUACGUGUAUUCGAUUCCCCAGCUAAACGCCAAGAUCGUCAUGCUCUGGGACGACUACCUCGUCAGGAUAAACCAGAAUGCCACAAUGCUGGCAAAGGUGGGGGGCAUCACCGACCCCAACCCAGCGGACUGUCUGAUAGACGUGGCCACGCCCAACCCGCAGUGGGCGCGCUACCUGGACGAGUGGGACGCAGUGCUGCUGGAAACCACCACGCACUGGCGUUCGCUCUCCAAAGGGCCGCGCAUGGUCUACACGAACGAGAACUGGGGCAAGCUGAGCCUGGAUCAGUACCAGGCGCACAGCCAAGCUCUGACGAGCGUUCGCACGCACUUUAGCAAUCGCAAGAGGUUGGGGAAGGAUCUGCCUGUGCCGUUCUUCAUGACGGCUCCUCCGCAGCACAACGCCAAGAAGGUUGGCGGCAAGGGCGUGUGCGGGUCACCUGGUCGGAUGCUGAAUGCGAAAGAGAUGGGCAAGCUACAGCGCACCAACGUGCAGAUGAAGCUCUUUCUGCCCAUCCAGCAGAAGAUGGGCAAGCUACAGCGCACCAACGUGCAGAUGAAGCUCUUUCUGCCCAUCCAGCAGAAGAUGGGCAAGCUACAGCGCACCAACGUGCAGAUGAAGCUCUUUCUGCCCAUCCAGCAGAAGAUGGGCAAGCUACAGCGCACCAACGUGCAGAUGAAGCUCUUUCUGCCCAUCCAGCAGAAGAUGGGCAAGCUACAGCGCACCAACGUGCAGAUGAAGCUCUUUCUGCCCAUCCAGCAGAAGAUGGGCAAGCUACAGCGCACCAACGUGCAGAUGAAGCUCUUUUUGCCCAUCCAGCAGAAGAUGGGCAAGCUACAGCGCACCAACGUGCAGAUGAAGCUCUUUCUGCCCAUCCAGCAGAAGAUGGGCAAGCUACAGCGCACCAACGUGCAGAUGAAGCUCUUUCUGCCCAUCCAGCAGAAGAUGGGCAAGCUACAGCGCACCAACGUGCAGAUGAAGCUCUUUCUGCCCAUCCAGCAGAAGAUGGGCAAGCUACAGCGCACCAACGUGCAGAUGAAGCUCUUUCUGCCCAUCCAGCAGAAGAUGGGCAAGCUACAGCGCACCAACGUGCAGAUGAAGCUCUUUCUGCCCAUCCAGCAGAAGAUGGGCAAGCUACAGCGCACCAACGUGCAGAUGAAGCUCUUUCUGCCCAUCCAGCAGAAGAUGGGCAAGCUACAGCGCACCAACGUGCAGAUGAAGCUCUUUCUGCCCAUCCAGCAGAAGAUGGGCAAGCUACAGCGCACCAACGUGCAGAUGAAGCUCUUUCUGCCCAUCCAGCAGAAGAUGGGCAAGCUACAGCGCACCAACGUGCAGAUGAAGCUCUUUCUGCCCAUCCAGCAGAAGAUGGGCAAGCUACAGCGCACCAACGUGCAGAUGAAGCUCUUUCUGCCCAUCCAGCAGAAGAUGGGCAAGCUACAGCGCACCAACGUGCAGAUGAAGCUCUUUCUGCCCAUCCAGCAGAAGAUGGGCAAGCUACAGCGCACCAACGUGCAGAUGAAGCUCUUUCUGCCCAUCCAGCAGAAGAUGGGCAAGCUACAGCGCACCAACGUGCAGAUGAAGCUCUUUCUGCCCAUCCAGCAGAAGAUGGGCAAGCUACAGCGCACCAACGUGCAGAUGAAGCUCUUUCUGCCCAUCCAGCAGAAGAUGGGCAAGCUACAGCGCACCAACGUGCAGAUGAAGCUCUUUCUGCCCAUCCAGCAGAAGAUGGGCAAGCUACAGCGCACCAACGUGCAGAUGAAGCUCUUUCUGCCCAUCCAGCAGAAGAUGGGCAAGCUACAGCGCACCAACGUGCAGAUGAAGCUCUUUCUGCCCAUCCAGCAGAAGAUGGGCAAGCUACAGCGCACCAACGUGCAGAUGAAGCUCUUUCUGCCCAUCCAGCAGAAGAUGGGCAAGCUACAGCGCACCAACGUGCAGAUGAAGCUCUUUCUGCCCAUCCAGCAGAAGAUGGGCAAGCUACAGCGCACCAACGUGCAGAUGAAGCUCUUUCUGCCCAUCCAGCAGAAGAUGGGCAAGCUACAGCGCACCAACGUGCAGAUGAAGCUCUUUCUGCCCAUCCAGCAGAAGAUGGGCAAGCUACAGCGCACCAACGUGCAGAUGAAGCUCUUUCUGCCCAUCCAGCAGAAGAUGGGCAAGCUACAGCGCACCAACGUGCAGAUGAAGCUCUUUCUGCCCAUCCAGCAGAAGAUGGGCAAGCUACAGCGCACCAACGUGCAGAUGAAGCUCUUUCUGCCCAUCCAGCAGAAGAUGGGCAAGCUACAGCGCACCAACGUGCAGAUGAAGCUCUUUCUGCCCAUCCAGCAGAAGAUGGGCAAGCUACAGCGCACCAACGUGCAGAUGAAGCUCUUUCUGCCCAUCCAGCAGAAGAUGGGCAAGCUACAGCGCACCAACGUGCAAAUGAAGCUCUUUCUGCCCAUCCAGCAACGCGUCUUCACGCCAACCUCGGGCGUGCGUCGCAUGGACAUCACCACUAUGAGCGCCUUCCGACCCGAGGCACACAUCGGCGGAUUCAUGGGCGGGGACUCAGGAGGGUCUCAUGGGCACUAUGAGCGCCUUCACCCCCGACUCGGGCGUUCGUCGCUUGGACAUCACAUCACGUUUUGA